UUCAACUCCAUGAAACUGUAGAUUCAGUUCCCUCUCUCUUCCUCUCUCUUUCUCUCUAGCUCAAACUUACCUGAUAAAGAAUUUCGUUAUCUUAUAACCGUCAGAGUUAGAGAGCGGGAUUCGUCUCUCUCCCUCCCUCUCCCUCUCCCUCUAGCAGACUAUAGAUUGCAGCCUUCAUGGCGGUUUCAGUCUUCUUCUUCUCUUUUUUCUCUCAUCGCCAUCUCAGAGAAUCAUUGAAAAGCUUGUUCUAUGUACCAGCCAGCUUAGCUUUCAUGACCUUCAUUUUCCUUCUAAUCUAUAUCUCUUCAACCUCAAAACUAAUCAUCCACACCCACCACAUCCAUCAACUUCACAUAAAACCACCACUUCAGCUUUCAACCAUCACUUCGCCGCUACCGACCUCCCCGAUCGUCAGAAUUUCGCCUGAGAAUCUCUUUGAAAAUUCCUCUCUGGGUUUGCCAGAACCGGAUGAAGUCAAUGACAAUCCUCUCUUACAUAAUGUUAUGGAAAAUUCAGAGAGUCAAUUGUCACAAGGAGGAGUACUUCAAAUGGCCUCAAAUGGUUUUACUGUUACAGAAACUUAUGAAAGUAACAACGAGGUGAAUAACAACGAGGUGUUGCCUGAAAAAGAUAUCAACGAAGAGUUGCCUGAAAAAGAUAUCUUCAUGAAUAACACUGAACUGAACAACAAAGAGGUGUCCCAUGAUCAUCAAGACAUCUUCGUACACAAAAACGAGGUGUUCCACGACCCUGAAAUAUUUUUACAAAAUUAUAAAGAGAUGAACAGAAGCCUGAAAAUCUACGUUUAUCCCCACGAACGAAACCAUCCCUUUGCGAACGUCCUCUUACCGGAGAAAUCCGAGCCCGGAGGUAACUACGCCAGUGAAAGUUUCUUCAAGAAAGCUCUAAUGAAAAGCCAUUUCAUCACCAAGGACCCUUCAGAAGCAGACCUAUUCUACCUCCCAUUUUCAAUAGCAGGAUUGAGGAAUGACAGGAGAGUCGGGGUCGGAGGGAUUAAAGAUUUCAUCAGAGACUAUGUUUAUAAGGUUAGCCAUGAGUAUCCUUAUUGGAAUCGAACAGGUGGUGCUGAUCAUUUUUACGUGGCUUGUCAUUCUGUUGGGAGGUCAGCAAUGGAGAAAGCUGUUGAAGUGAAGCUAAAUGCCAUUCAAAUGGUGUGUUCUUCGAGUUAUUUUCUGCCUGGGUAUAUUGCUCACAAAGAUGCAUCAGUCCCACAGAUUUGGCCGAGGAAAGGAGAUCCCCCAACUCGAGCACCAUCCAAAAGGAAAAAGCUCGCCUUCUUCGCCGGAGCAAUGAACUCUCGAGUCCGCGGAUACCUCCUUCAACAAUGGCGAAACGACUCCGAGAUCUUUGUCAACCAAGGAAGGCUCAAAACACCUUACUCCGAAGCACUUCUAAACAGCAAGUUCUGCAUCCAUGCCAAGGGCUUUGAGGUGAACACGGCUCGAAUCGGGGAUGCAAUGUACUAUGGCUGUGUUCCCAUCAUCUUGGCCGACCACUAUGACCUCCCAUACGCAGAUGUAUUAGAUUGGGAGAGCUUUGCUCUUGUUGUUUCAACGGUUGAUAUUCCAUUGUUGAAGAAAAUACUUGGAGAGAUAGGUUUUGAUGAGUAUCGGAGGUUACAGAGAAAUGUUGUCAAGGUACAGAAACAUUUCCAGUGGCAUCAUCUUCCUGUAGACUUUGAUGCUUUUUACAUGGCUAUGUAUGAGUUGUGGCUCAGGAGGAGUCAUGUGAGAGUUCCAUUGGGUGCUUUGUAGUAAAUCCUGGCACUUGAGAGGAACACAUAUGUACAUUACAUUGUCCAUACAUGAAAAAAAAAAAAAACAAUGUUAAGCUCCCGCUAUUGUAGGAUCUGAGUUAAAUGUAUGUAAUUUUACGUCUACAAACCAUUGUUUACGAUUGUGU
Ilex paraguariensis (yerba mate) is the source of this 1923-nucleotide messenger RNA. Lineage: Eukaryota; Viridiplantae; Streptophyta; Magnoliopsida; Aquifoliales; Aquifoliaceae. The record is from the annotation of a GenBank genome assembly.